Schistosoma bovis is the source of this 1684-nucleotide messenger RNA. The record is from the annotation of a GenBank genome assembly. Lineage: Eukaryota; Metazoa; Platyhelminthes; Trematoda; Strigeidida; Schistosomatidae.
GUCUUAUUCAGAUCCAUUAAAUGUAUAAUGGGGGAUCAACUACUUUUCGAAAAUCUUGACGAGAAGCUAGAAGAUGAAGAUGGAUUUAUUACUGCAAGUUGGUUAUCUAUCACUUUCGACUUGAAUAUAGAUGCAUCGAGACGGUAAUCUAUCUGGUUCUCAAUAGAUAUAUAUAUGUACGCAUAUUCGUUUAGUUUGAUGGCGGCAUAUAUCCAGGCACGUGACAACUUGGCAUCUGUAUAUCUACUGACUGGGAUCAGUAAACAAAAUGAUAUAUUAGUUAAGUUGGCCAAUUCAGACCAGUUAUCACUGGCUCAGAAGUCGUUCUCGUUUCCACCUAAAUGUGUUGUGUAUAGUAUACAACGCCGACAAUGCAAGGAUUCUUUAUCAUUGGCUUGCUACGAUUUAUUGCAUAAUAUUUCUACAGAUCAAUUAAAAAGAUUAACUAGUAUUCCGUGGGAGUCAUCUUCUGAUCCACUGCCAUGUCGAGAAAAUCAAGAGACUGCACAAAAAACACCGGAACAUGUUGAUUCUCCUGUGUUACCGAGUCUUGCUACCAGUGGAUCCAAUAAGAAAAUUAAAACUUCAGAUUUCAAAAACUUUUUCAGUAAGAUUGAAAAGUCUGUCCAGGAUGAUAAAACGCUUGAAAAUUAUUUAGCAACAAGCACUAAGAAUAACAUGAUUCCUAAGCCAGUAGAAAGUGGGAAACUGGAUGUAUCGGACGAAGACGAAGAAUUUGGUUUGAAAACCACAUAUUCUUCGCAAAAGCGGAAAUGUAUUGUCAUUGAAUCCGAUGAAGAAAAAGAAGAAAGUAGUACAGUGACUAAGGACUGCGUGUCUACUAAUUUAUUUAAUUCUAAGGCAAGUACGAAACUUAGAAACAAUGAUAUACAGAAAAAGCGACCUACUCGCAGAAAAGAUAAACAGAAAGUAUUAGCUUCUGAUUCAGAAGCUGAUUCAUUUCUCAUGGAGCCUACACAAUCUGAAAAAUCACCCGACAAUGUUAAAAAAAUCGGUGUUAAAACUUUGUCAACACCGAUUAAGUGUGAAGAAAAUUCAAGAACUGAGAAAUCUAGCUGUGCUGCUGGUUUAAAUCGUAUUCGUCACCAAGUAAUGAAAACGUUUGCAGAUGAAGAUGGCUUUAUGGGUAAACUUUUCCGAAACUAUUGUUAAUAGUGGACAAUUAUGUGGUUGAUUUUACCACUAAAGUGUAUGAUUAUUUAGUUUUUAUUGUUAUAUCAUCAUGCUGCAUUAGUAUUAAAAAUAGAGUUCUUACAAUAAUGCUUUACAAGUGUGAUAUAUAUAUUUUAGUUACGGAAAAAGGCUGGGAAUGUUCAUCAGAUGAUGAAACCGCUAAACCGACAACAGCACCCUUUCCUUGUAUGGAUCAAAAUGAGAAAAAUGAACGGGUUGUUCAACCGAAAAUUGAUAAUCCUGUCUCUCUAACUGCACCACCAACGAUUCAACAGACUAAGCCACCCAAACAAUCAAACAAAAAGAACACGAAUAAUAAGCCGGCAGCUAGUAAACAAGCUUCAUUGUCAUCAUUUUUCAAGCCUAGUAAUACUGUAAACUAAUUACUUGGAGAUUCAAUUGUUAAUUAUUUUCUAUGAUUCUCUUAUGGAAUCUCUGUAUAAAAACGAUUUAUUUAAAAAAAUUAGAACAUUUUCUGUGUAUCGGACAA